GACCAGUGUGUCCUCUCAUCCUAUCUAAAAGCUUCUAUCCAAAAAGGUGAUGUGCUCUCUCAAUUCAGUAUGGCCGGAAUCAAUCCUCAUGUUCCCUUGCAUCUGGCUCAAGCAGCCAUUUUUAUUGGAAAAGGAUUCAGAAGUGCGGAAGACUACGCUCGAUACCUCAUCAAGUUCCAGGAUCGCCCUCUAUGCCCCUUUAUCUCGCUCGAUCCAGCUCGCUUCAACCGGUAUGACAUGAACAUUCUUGGGUUGAUCAAUGCUGUUGGAUGGUCAGAUCUCCCACUGGAUCAGUGCUACAGCUUUCGUCCAGAAGCUGUACGCAUGUUUUAUGCCAACAUGCAACCUUGUUUUAACACCGAUCCUCCCACAUUCACCACUGUGGUCUACAACUAUCUACUCACAAUCUCUGUUGACAUUUUGUCAUAUCUUCUCGGGUACCCCAUUGCUGGUGCUGAAGUUCUGGAUGAAGAGGACUUCCAGGAAGUUGGCUUCAAUGAAGUUGAAGCCAUUCGAUUGUACACAAGGGAUACGGGUGAAUACUAUCCUUCACGACUUGCUAGUGGACGGCUUCCUGACGAUCUCAACGUGCUCCUUUUCUUCAUCACUUGUGUUUUCCUCCCUCGCUCUCACGUGGCUCGGGUCAAUCUUAUCGACACCCUUCGCGCUCAGUUUGUUCUCUGCAAGGUUCAUGCCUUUGUUCGCCGCCGUCGUCCUCAGGCCAAUGCUUUAGUGGGAGACAGGACUGGUCCUGUAGUUCCUGCAGAGUCCUUAGCAGCUGAACCUGAAGAUGGUCCUGCAGUUCCUGCAGAGAUCUUAGUAGAUGAACCCGAAGAUCCUGAAGAUGGUCUCAGCACUGCUGAUAUGGAGGAAGAGUUAGGUGGAGAUGAAGGGGAAAUCUCUGACUACUUGUCUUCCCCAACCUAUCCUUUCUAAUCUUGUUUGGUUAAUAGGGGGGAGCAUGUAGCUUACUAUGUCUUGAGUUUAGUUGUAUCAGGGUCCUUAUGUUUUGAAUAAAGCUCUAUGAAAGAG
This is a messenger RNA of Linum trigynum, 1032 nucleotides long. Lineage: Eukaryota; Viridiplantae; Streptophyta; Magnoliopsida; Malpighiales; Linaceae. The record is from the annotation of a GenBank genome assembly.